Molecule: messenger RNA, 1014 nt
Organism: Colletotrichum abscissum
Lineage: Eukaryota; Fungi; Ascomycota; Sordariomycetes; Glomerellales; Glomerellaceae
Exons: 2
Coding region: 1-1014 (337 amino acids)
Molecular function (GO): protein binding
Source: RefSeq, a predicted model, not a curated record
AUGGAGGAUGUCUUAUCCAAGUAUCCUCCCGACGAGGACCUCAUCCAGAGGAUGGAAAAGGAGAUUCAGGCUAGAGAAACGUCAGAGCCCAUCCCUUGUCUGAUUCUGGACGUAAAACUUGCACUCAAUGCUCGAGACUGGUACGGCAUGCAGUACGUUGCGGUCGGGUUCCGCCGCGAGGGGGAACCAAAGUUUUGUGCCUGGACGUAUAUCAUUGUUGCCAGAGGCACGCUAUCAGAUUUCGGCCGCGGGAAUGAUGUAACGCUUGGUAUCACCAAUCAAUUAGGCUUCGCUCUCAAAAACACCGUAGUCCCAGGCGGAAAGGAGCACGCUCGGCUCCUUCUGCAGGAAGUCAUCGACAAAGCCAGCAACAGGUCACUCGUCCUCGAAGCUCGCAUGAACCUCGGCUAUUAUCACAUGGAUCGUGUCGAUUAUCAGAAAGCCAGACAGGAGUUCGAAAUGGUGUUGAGACUUUUAGACAACUCGACAUCAGCGCUUUACGACACCAAGCUAGCUCUUGCCAAAAUCUCGACAGGAGAAAAACGUUUUGAUGAAGCCGCGAAGUCAUUCAAAUCGUUGUUGAGGGACUCCAGGAGCUUGGUUGGGGAAGAAAAGGUCUUCCGACUUGCGGUCUUGGCUGCGUACCUUGAGUUUCUUGACGCCAAGGGAGGACAGGCCGGGGAUAGUCAGGUCGGCUGGUUCAAGGUAUUGACCUCGUACUUCCCUUUUAGUCACAUUAUGAGAGAAGCGGAUGUGAAGGUCGAUGAUUGCCUCGGCCAGCAGCUCGACUCGGCAAAAGCAAUCCGUCGAGUCUUGGAGUUGCGGGACACAUACGUGACCAUUUCCUGUGCAAAGUCUCGGGCCGAACAUCUUACCGCUCAGUCAAUUCGGAGGUACAAUGCUGUAAUGCAGGAACUGCGACGAGAUCUGGAAGUCUCGAGGGAAACGAAACAGACUUCCGAAUUCUCUGACAUAUUGACAGCAAUUACGGAAGAAUUUGUCGAGUUUGUUUAG